AUGGUCUCCGCGCUUGUUACGGAUCGCUCUGUGAAGGUCACGCGGCACCAAAGCGCGCUAAUGCGGCUGCGGUAUGGCGCACAUUCGCUGUUAUACCUGUGGGUGCGCUUCUGGAUCUUUGCCACGGGACUGGAGCAGCACGAGAGACUUGUGCGGCGCAUUGUACGACAACUCAAACAUCGCGUGUACCUUACAUCUGGCGAGAAACUUGCUUUCGUUCACCGUUUAGCUAUGAAUCUUGUAGAAUUGUGGCUUAAAUCGUUGCGAGUACUGCUGGUCCCCGACGUCUUUGCUCGCUACUUGUGUGCGACCUUCAUGCUCCACAUCAUCUACGAGCUCCAGUCUAUCUUUCGUCGGGCAUUAGGCAAUACAUUUUUACGACUUACAGUCAAGGGCCGACGUACACUACGAUUGCGACAACAGCUGGAAAACGUCAAAACUUUUCAAGAGAGACAGACAAUUGCUGGAGAAUUGGACAAACUAGAGGGAAUGGACAAGUGGCGGGAAAAUCCGGCGUCGGGACUCUUUCUGUACGAGCGAAUGAUGAACAAGACAGAAAUGUACAAGAGAUUGAAGCUGGAAAACGAUGUCAUUGGACUUAUGUUCUCACUACGAGCUGGACUGCUGAGGAAGCACUGGGGAUUAGGAAACCCAAAACUUUACUCAAUUAGCAAUGUGGGAACAAAACACGUCAUUGAAGACUAUCUCGACACGAUUGUCCAGUCGAUGGAUGUUGUGCUACGCUCGAGCGGGACAAACGAAGAGAAUAGUGACGAGCUAUCGAUUGAUAAUAAGUUGGCGUUCUUUAGCGAAACUCGUCAUGCUUAUGGUCGAUCUGCUUUGAUGUUGUCUGGUGGUGGAGCGCAUGGAUUUUAUCAUACCGGGGUAAUUAAAGCACUAGUGGAAAAUAAUUUACUUCCAAAUGUCAUUGCUGGUUCGUCAGCUGGAUCAAUUAUUGCAGGAAGCAUAGCAGUUCGUACUGAUGACGAGGUGCUAGAGUUUUUGAAUGGAGACAAUAUUGACUUUUGCUUUCUAGGACAUAAUAUCACGGAGCAAGACCAAAUUGAAUACAUGCCAUCGUUCUUGUCCUCUGGGCAAAAAAUGCUAUCACAGGGAAGCUUUGAGGUCUUACGAAAUGCUUUUAUUUUACUCAAUCGGUUCUUGAAGAAACGCUAUGUCUUUGAUACAAAGACUCUACGUGACUGCUUGCGUAGUGUCAUGGGUGACUACACUUUUCGAGAGGCUUACGACAGAACUGGUCGAAUUGUAAACGUCACAGUCACACCACUGAGUGCUGACGACUAUCCUCAAUUACUCAAUUACCUCACGGCCCCAAAUGUGAUUAUAUGGUCGGCUUCUCUGGCAUCAUGUGCAAUUCCAAACAUUUUUCGUCCUGUCGAGUUGCUGGCAAAAGACGCGAAUGGAAAUAUUGUUCCAUACUAUCGUGAGGGCCUUAAAUGGAGCGACGGAAGCAUCGAAUGCGACUUGCCCAUGGAACGCUUAUCGGAACUAUUUAACGUUAAUCACUUUAUCGUAAGCCAAGUCAACAUUCAUUACAAGAUUGUAUCUGGGCACACGGCAUUUGGAAAUGGGCAAACUAGUGGUCUUAUGAACUUCUUUAAGAAACAGAUGAAAGCUUACAUCAAAAACAUCGCCGAGUUCGGCUUGAACACGUCUGUGCUUAAAUUUCUUGAUAUUGGACUCGUCCCUUUGAUCACUCAAAAAUACGAAGGAGAUAUUACAAUCUGUCCCACAGAUAAAAUUUGUGCCACGACGUUAUUAAGAACAGUGCUUGCUAAUCCUACACCCGACACGUAUCCGGAAAUUUUGCUGGCAGGCCAACGGGCUUAG
Plasmopara halstedii is the source of this 1851-nucleotide messenger RNA. Its product is annotated as triacylglycerol lipase. Gene Ontology annotation, biological process: lipid metabolic process. The coding region runs from base 1 to 1851 and encodes 616 amino acids. Lineage: Eukaryota; Oomycota; Peronosporomycetes; Peronosporales; Peronosporaceae. Gene Ontology annotation, molecular function: triacylglycerol lipase activity. The transcript has 3 exons. The record is from RefSeq and is a predicted model, not a curated record.